GUUAUGCAUAGCGGCCUCUGUCCAGCGGCCUAAGCCCAUUACUCUGAGGGCCCGGCAUGCCUCGAGGCGCGAAAGGCAGCCUGGGAGCUGUAGUUCUCCUGGACGCCUACCGGUUUUGCCAACGCAGCGGUAGCGGCUUUCUUGGCUCCAGCCAGCGGCUCCUGUGAGAGCGAGCUGAGGAGAGAAAGGGCGCAGAGCUGGAAAAGGGUGAGUCAGACACGGUCUACGCAAUAAAGGGAGGUGGCACCGCGGAGUGGGGCUGAAUUAGUAAAUGGACACGUGCUGCAGUCUCUCCGGAGACACCCAGAGCUUAGAGCCAGUGAGCGGAGGCUGAGGAGGAGCCGGAGCCGGUCCCGCGCACCUGUUCUCGCCCGGCACCCCGCCGCCAUCGCCACCAUGCAGUCCCGGGAAGAGGCCCCGCGCUCUCGCCGCCUGGCCAGUGCCCGCGGUGGGAAGCGGCCCAAGAGGAUUCACAAGCCCACAGUCUCGGCGUUUUUCACUGGCCCAGAGGAGCUGAAGGACACGGCCCAUUCGGCCGCCCUGCUGGCACAGCUCAAGUCCUUCUACGACGCGCGGUUGCUGUGCGAUGUGACCAUCGAGGUGGUCACGCCUGGCAGUGGGCCUGGCACCGGCCGCCUCUUCCCCUGCAACCGCAACGUGCUGGCCGCCGCGUGUCCCUACUUCAAGAGCAUGUUCACCGGCGGCAUGUACGAGAGCCAGCAGGCGAGCGUGACCAUGCACGAUGUGGACGCCGAGUCCUUCGAGGUGCUGGUGGACUACUGCUACACGGGCCGGGUGUCCCUGAGUGAGGCCAACGUGGAGCGCCUUUAUGCGGCCUCUGAUAUGCUACAGCUUGAAUAUGUGCGGGAAGCCUGUGCCUCCUUCCUAGCCCGCCGCCUGGACCUGACCAACUGCACUGCCAUCUUCAAGUUCGCGGAUGCCUUCGGCCAUCGCAAGCUCCGAUCCCAGGCCCAAGCCUUUAUAGCCCACAACUUCAAGCAGCUUAGUCAGAUGGGCUCGAUUCGGGAGGAGACUCUGGCAGAUCUGACCCUGGCCCAGAUGCUGACUGUCUUACGGCUAGAUUGUCUAAACAUAGAGCAAGAGCAAACAGUGUGUCAUGUGGCGGUGCAGUGGUUGGAGGCAGCUCCCAAGGAGCGGGGUCCCAGCGCUGCAGAAGUCUUCAAGUGUGUGCGCUGGACACACUUCACUGAUGAGGAUCAGAAUUACCUGGAAGGGCUGCUGACCAACACCAUUGUGAAGAAGUACUGCCUUGACCUUAUCGAAGGAGCUUUGCAGCUGCGCUAUGGUGACAUGUUGUACAAGUCUCUGGUGCCGGAGCCAGAGACCAGCAGCAGCUCUGUUGUAUCUGCAGCAGAAAAUCCACCCCAGAGGUUGGGUGUGUGUGCCAAGAAAAUGGUGAUCUUCUUUGGUCACCCUAGAGAUCCCUUUCUGUGCUGUGACCCAUAUUCUGGGGACAUUUACAAAGUGCCAUCACCUGUGACCUGCCUUGCUCACACGAGGUCUGUAACUACCUUAGCAGUCUGUGUUUCUCCAGACCAUGACAUUUAUCUAGCCGCCCAGCCCAGGAAAGACCUCUGGGUGUAUAAACCAGCCCAGAACAGUUGGCAGCAACUUGCAGACCGCUUGCUGUGCCGGGAAGGCAUGGAUGUGGCAUAUCUCAAUGGCUAUAUUUACAUUUUGGGUGGGCGAGACCCUAUCACUGGAGUUAAAUUGAAGGAAGUGGAAUGCUACAGUGUUCAGAGGAACCAGUGGGUACUCGUGGCUCCACUACCCCAUUCUUUCAUCUCCUUUGACCUAAUGGUAAUUCAAAACUAUCUUUAUGCUCUCAACAGUAAGCGUAUGUUCUGCUACGAUCCUAGCCAUAAUAUAUGGCUGAAGUGUGUUUCUCUUAAGCGCAAUGACUUUCAAGAAGCUUGUGUCUUCAAUGAUGAGAUCUAUUGUAUCUGCGACCUCCCUGUCAUGAAGGUCUAUAAUCCAGUCCGAGGAGAAUGGAGGCAGAUAAAUAAUAUUCCCAUGGUGUCAGAGACCAACAACUACCGGAUUAUCAAUCAUGGCCAAAAAUUAUUGCUGAUCACCUCACGCACCCCACAAUGGAAAAAAAACAGAGUGACAGUAUAUGAAUAUGACAUUGGGGCAGACCAGUGGAUUAAUAUAGGUACCACAUUAGGCCUCUUCCAGUUUGAUUCCAACUUUUUUUGCCUCUCAGCUCGUGUUUAUCCCUCCUGUCUUGAGUCUGGUCAGAGUUUCCUCACUGAGGAAGAAGAGGUUCCUAGUGAGUCUAGCACUGAAUGGGACUUAGGUGGAUUCAGUGAGCUGGAUUCUGAGUCAGGAAGUUCAAGUUCUUUAUCUGAUGAUGAUUUGUGGGUACAGGUAGCACCUCAGUAACUCGGGAUAAGCAGAGCUCUAGAUAUGUGGAAACCCUAAGGUAUAUUUUUUCUGGUUUGGAAAGUUAGAUACCUUUUCCGUUCUUCUGGAGAAAGGAAGGUUGAUUCAUUUCAGGUUUGGUCUCAAAAGGGUUUUGUUGGAAACAGUAAUGUAAUUUUAUGUUAAAGAAUCUAAACACGCAAAUCAACCUAUUUAAAUUCACUGUUCUACAAGUCCAGCAUUGAUUUGAUUGUUUAGUAUACUUAUGUUUAUUUAUGUUAAUAUAUUAUUUUGUUUAUGUUAUUUAUAUUUAUUUGUGUUAAUUAUUACUGUUUAGUGCCACAACUACUGUAACUUGAAUUUUAAUUUUCAUAACAGAAACUGAUUGGGUAGGUUUUAUUAGCUAGGGUUUUGAAAGUAUAUAUUUUCCUUCAGAAUAGUGUAAUAGAGUUCCAAAACUAUAAGCUAGUCGGGUUUUACAAAAUAUGUUCUGUGUUAUAGUUUGCUAAGUUUUCGUUUCCUUCCUUUUCGUGGAAAAAAAAUGUUUAAUGUGACUGAAUGUGAUUUCAUUUGCUGUAUAAUGUAAAAUGGCUAUAAGUUCAAAGAAAAAAAAACAAAGUACAAAUGAGUAUAAACAAAAACAGGUUUAUACUGUUUGAAAAGAUAUUUCAGUUUUAAUUUUGUAAUAUAAAAUGUGUAUUUACAAAAAAUGACCAAUUCUCCAUCUAAAAAUAUUUCAUUCUAGUAGUGUCAUCAGUUAUCUAAAACCUUAAAAAACAAAACAGUAACUUGGUUUUUGGUUCAUAUUUUUUUAUCUAUACUUGAUAAAUGCUUCAUUGAAUCAGAGGCAAAAUACUUUUUUUUCCACUGGACAUGAUUGUGUACGUUUUUAUCCAUUGUCUUAUAAAAGCUUAUGUGAUUAUAAAAUAUUUUUGCUGUACAGUUUUGUGUGUUCAUCUUAGAGACUUUGUCAACAAAAUAUGUGAUUAUUCUUUACUGUUUUGUGAGGUAAUAUCGACUGUGAAAAUAUGUAUAAGCUAAGAACAGUAUUUUAUUGAGAUAAGUAGUUAUUGUGUCUAUCAAUUAUAAAAUCAAGUGCCAGCAGAGAAUUUAAAACUCUAAGUUGUGUAUAGAACUGUUUUGUGUGGUAUUGACAUAUUCUGUCAGUUUUGUAAGUUACUAAAUGUUAUUAUCAGCUUAAAGGUAUUUUUGUAUUAAAAGUUUACAGUUAAAUAACGCAGGUGGAUGAUGGCAUUUGAGGCCAGUAGUGAAAGUAUGUUUUGUCUAAAAUAUUUCCCUAAGCAAUGGUAUACACAGCUAUUUUAUUAAGGUAUUUGUAUCUGUUCUAUGUUUCUCUGUGAACCAUGCUCCAGUCUUUGUUUCUGUCACCAUAUCUAAAGGAAAGUCCAGAGAGACUAAAUUACACAAUGCUGAUGUUGUUUAAUAUGAGUAGAUAUAAGUGCUUACCUCUUGAGGGUUUGUUUACUAGAUAUGGUUCUCUAAGUCUAUGAUAUUUAUACAUGAUAAAUGACCAGAUGUUUGUAAGUGUAUAAAUUUUUCCAUAUCCAGUAAUAAUUAUCUUUCUGAAUCUUCAUUCAAUAACAUGGUGAUUCCUCUUCUGUGUUUCUCUAGUGACAAAAUGGUAACAUUUCUUACACUCUGGUAAAGUACAGAGCUAUGUGCUCUUGGGCUGAAUUUUUAAAUGAAAUACUGUGGGAUGAAUAAAAAUCAAGAGAGGGAGACCCAAAAAGUUUUCUUUGCCCCUCUUAAAAAAGGUCUUCUUAGCCAUUUGAUUGGCCACUUGAAGAUUCUACAAAAUAUUCCUGUUAAACGUUUUUAGUAAAAUAAGAUUCUUGUCCUAGCAGUAUGUGUUCCUUUAAACCGGCAAAUAUGCUUUUAGUUGUCUACGACUAUAUUUUGUUCCAUAUGACCACAGGGUUGUUAUAGCACUAUACUUGACAAAACUGUUAUUUAUUUAUUUAUUUAUUUAUUUUGCCAACUCUCUUUACCAGUAACUUCUUGUGGAUAGCUUUUUAUUUUGUCAGAUUAAAUAGGAUAGUGAUGCUCUCAACUAGAUUAUCCAUCUGCAGAAUUAAGUUAUGCCACCAAUUUAUAAAAGACAAAUUUUCCAAUUUAUCAUUUUCAGCCUUUCAGUUAAAGCAUAUGCGAAAUAGUAGUAAUAUCUUUGUUUACAAAGAGGUUUUCUGGGAAGAAUUUUGGCUUUGUGAUGUGUUUGUGAUUAGGGAAUAGAUGUUAAUCAUUAUUUUAUAGAUAAGUGAUUUGUAUGUGAUUAAUUACAAAUAAAACUGCUACUAGAACCCAGACUUCCUGACUUUUUAAUUCGGUGUUUCUGCUAAAUGUAUAAAACCCUUGCUUGCGCAGUGAAUGACACAAAUGACAUUGUUGAAAUCCCUUCUUACAAGAAAGCACCGUUGUCUCAAUUUUCUAGUUAAUCGGCACAUCUUUCAGCAAAUGCUCAUUAUAAUGUUGUUUGCAGAACUACUUAUUGGUAAGAUUUAGAGUGACCUUAAUUAUCUUUUAUAUCUGUGCCUGUAGUCUGAACAGUUCAAAGAAUCCAAAAUUUUCCUUCUCUUAAUUUCAAAUGAUAGGUAGCAUUAGGGUUUCGAAAAGGAUGAAAAUUAAGUUAGCAAUUGGCUUGUCUAAAUAUGGAUUAAAGAUUAAAAUUAAGUUAUAAUUGCUUUUUAUCAUUUUUAGUUGAAGAGGAAUUUAGGGGGGGAAAUGUACCUGAUUUUGUUUAGAAUGUGG
Talpa occidentalis (Iberian mole) is the source of this 5151-nucleotide messenger RNA. It is a transcript of the gene KBTBD6, whose product is annotated as kelch repeat and BTB domain containing 6. The record is from RefSeq and is a predicted model, not a curated record. Gene Ontology annotation, molecular function: protein binding. Bases 397 to 2406 code for a protein of 669 amino acids. Lineage: Eukaryota; Metazoa; Chordata; Mammalia; Eulipotyphla; Talpidae. The transcript has a single exon.